Molecule: messenger RNA, 2457 nt
Organism: Carcharodon carcharias (great white shark)
Lineage: Eukaryota; Metazoa; Chordata; Chondrichthyes; Lamniformes; Lamnidae
Product: sodium-dependent phosphate transport protein 2B-like
Exons: 16
Coding region: 1-2457 (818 amino acids)
Biological process (GO): intracellular phosphate ion homeostasis; sodium-dependent phosphate transport
Cellular component (GO): vesicle; brush border; apical plasma membrane
Molecular function (GO): sodium:phosphate symporter activity
Source: RefSeq, a predicted model, not a curated record
AUGAAGACCGUCUUAAACAACGACAUAGAAGAACACCAGAAGAGACUCAAGGAAACUCUGCUGAAUUAUAGAAUUCAAAAUGAAACAAAAGUGGAAGUCCAGAUCACCCGCAAACGCAUGGAUCUUUUGAGAAGAAAGGAGAUGCCCCAACAAAAUUAUGUUCUACCUGUAACCAUUGUAGAACCUGUGGGCCCUGUUGAAAUUGGUCAACCAAGGAUAGACAUACCAGAUGUCUCUGUUGGAGUAGAAAAUACUGAAAUUCCUGUGUCUAAAGAGGUACCUGGUGUUGCUGCAGUUCCAGAUACUGUGGAUCCUGAAAAAGGAAACAAUGCACAGGACGACACAUUGAAAUGUUUUGAAAUUUUUGUUUUGCGUUCUGGUGUGCCCAAAGACACCUAUGGAAAAAUCAAUCCAAUAAGGCAGCAGGUGCAGAUCCAGAUCCUUUUGCAUAUCUGCAGCAUCCGCAGUAUUAACCAAAUCUUUGAACACUGCUCCUUGCUGACCAUGGCUCCUCUUGGGGCUGAGCUGGAGGGCUCACGGAGCAGCUCUGGGACUGAAGAACUCGGGGAUAACUUCAAGCCAGCAGUGAACGGGUCCAGGGCUUAUUCGACCAUCACCCUGGUGGAGGAGGAUCCCUGGGCAUUGCCCAAACUCGAGGCAAUUGGCAUCAAGUGGUCAGACCUGAGUACCGGGAAGAAAAUCCGUCGUGUGCUGAUAGCGGCGUCGAAAAUCGUUUUACUACUUGGAUUCCUCUACAUGUUCGUUUGUUCACUGGACAUCCUGAGCUCGGCAUUCCAGCUUGUGGGAGGUAAAGCUGCUGGAGAAAUUUUCAAAGAUAACGAGGUCCUCGCCAACCCUGUGGCUGGGCUGGUGAUCGGAGUCUUGGUCACGGUUCUGGUGCAAAGUUCCAGCACCUCAUCUUCCAUCAUUGUCAGCAUGGUGUCCUCCGGCUUGUUGGGAGUUCAUUCUGCCAUUCCCGUGAUAAUGGGAACGAACAUCGGCACCUCCGUCACCAACACUAUCGUGGCUCUGAUGCAAUCCGGAGACCGAAAUGAAUUCAGAAGAGCCUUUGCAGGUGCAACUGUGCACGAUUUCUUUAAUUGGCUCUCGGUGAUCAUCCUGCUACCAAUUGAAGCAGCCUCUGGCUAUCUAUACUAUCUCACCGGCGUUAUUGUGAAAUCAUUUGAUAUCAAGAGUGGUGAAGAUGCUCCAGAUAUGCUUAAAGUCAUUACUGAUCCCUUCACAAAACUUAUUAUACGGCUGGAUAAAUCUGUAUUAAACAAUAUAGCAACAGGAAAUCCAAUAGCAACAAACCAAAGCCUUGUUAAGGAAUGGUGCAAGACCACAUCUAGUAUGGAAGAGAAAAAUGUGACUGUCCCCAGUAAACUUAAUUGCACAUCACCUGAAUUUUGCUGGGCUGAUGGCAACAACACGUGGACUCUGAAAAAUGUAUCACAGACAAUAAACCUUGAAAAAUGUAAUCAUCUAUUUGUGAAUUCAACAUUGUCUGAUUUAGGGGUUGGUCUCAUCCUCCUUGCAGCCUCUUUGAUUAUCCUGUGUACCUGCUUGAUACUUAUUGUCAAACUUCUCAAUUCCAUGUUAAAGGGACAAGUUGCUACAGUUAUCAAAAAAAUUAUUAACACUGAUUUCCGAUAUCCAUUUGGAUGGUUAACUGGAUAUAUAGCUAUUGCAGUGGGCGCUGGAAUGACUUUUAUUGUUCAAAGCAGUUCUAUUUUUACCUCGGCUCUUACUCCAUUAGUGGGAAUUGGUGUGAUAAGUGUCGAGCGAGUCUACCCUCUCACAUUGGGUUCCAAUGUAGGUACAACCACGACAGCUAUUAUAGCUGCUCUUGCUAGUCCAGGAGAAACUUUAGCUAACUCUUUGCAGAUUGCUUUAUGUCAUUUCUUUUUCAAUAUUUCUGGAAUCAUCCUUUGGUACCCCAUACCAUUCAUGCGGGUUCCAAUUCGCCUAGCUAAAGCACUGGGGACUCAAACUUCCAAGUACAGGUGGUUUGCAAUCAUCUACCUGAUUCUGUGUUUUGUACUGUUCCCUCUAAUUGUAUUUGGGCUGUCAGUUGCUGGUUGGCAGGUUCUAGCUGGAGUAGGUAUUCCUAUCUUAAUUAUUAUAAUCAUCAUAAUUGUUAUCAACAUCAUGCAAGCAAAGUGUCCAAGAUUCUUGCCAAAGAUACUACAAACCUGGGACUUCCUUCCCAUUUGGAUGCAUUCCCUGACACCCUGGGACAGAAUAGUGCAGCGUCUUACACUAUGUUGUUCCACUAGGUGCUUUAGAAAGUGUAAGUGUUGCAAGACUGAUGAUGAAUGUGGUGACAGAAGGGAAGAACAAACCAAAUCCAUUGAGGUUUAUGAAAAUCCAGUAAUCCUAGAGAAUGAAAAACAAGAUAUUAAGACAUUUCCCGUUGUAGAAAAUGAAACAAAAGUUAAUUCAACAAUUAUGUAG